AUGAGCGCGACACCGCCGCCGCCGCCUCUCGACGUAGCCUCCGCCGGCUUCUUCCGCCUCGAAUGCAGCCACGCGCAGCUCUUCCAGCCCGAGUACAAGAGGAGCAACCGCACCAAGGGCCUCAAGAUCCUCCGAUGCUUCCCGCACUGCUGCCCCGAGCACAUCGACCGCAGCUACUGCGGCGCGUCCCUGAGCGUGCGCGUGGAGCUGGCGGCUCCGUCCUCGGACGCCGCCGCUCCGGCAGACCCACCGCCCAGCCAAGUGGUGACCGUGUUCGCGCGCUUCGAGGCCACGAGCGACGCCGGCACGCAGUCCGACAGCAACCUGGAAGGGCAGUGGGUGGCGGGCUCGCUGGACCGGCCGUCCAGACUCGUGACCACCAUCCGCGCGCCCGGCACGCCGUCGGACGACCACAAGCCGCUCGUCUUCCAUCUCAACGGCAAGCCCUUCUCCCGCUGGUACUACGACUGGGAGAGCGGCGCCAACAAGGCGCAGCGCCUCAUGAAGCAUGUUCUGAAGGCCUACAUCGUCGAGCGCUGCGCCAUCGACCAGGACGACAAUUUCACCGCCUUCACGAGCCGACACGCGCGCACGCAGCUGUACCGCGUGCUCAGCGUCGUGACUUCGCCCGAGUUCACCAUUUCUGAUCGACUGGAGGACCAGUUGCGGUGGGAGCACGCGAACGAGUCGGCCGUGUCGAUGUCGAAGAAUCUGGCGCUAGCGUACUCACUCGUUCGCUGGGCGCCGCUCGGCGUCUAUGCUUCUUGUGUUGAUGAGAUAAAUUCGCUGCUGCGUGCAUUAGCGCAGGCGGCGCUGUGGUUUUUCUCGAAGACCACGCAGCGUUGGGUGCGCGCGUUCUUCUUGCAGUAUGCCGAGUCCGUUCUGGACAAACAUUCGCUCCGCGCGUGCUUCGUGCUGUUCGUGAAGGAAACGAGGAACCGCCUGGACACGGAAGUGUUCCAGAACACACAACUGCAGAGUCUGGCUAACGUGGCCGAGGAAGUCAUCGCCGCUGUCUACUCUUGCUCGUUCUUCCACGCGCGACGGCCGCAGAUUCGGGAGAUUUUGAGCGGGCAGAGCUUCGCAGGCUGGAACGCGUUCGUGGCUCAGAUGCGCCAGACCUAUGUCAACGUAUCGACUUGUCCGAGGAGCAUCUCACGAACGAUAGCUGUGCGCGAUUCCGAGCCGAACUUUAAUCGAGCACAUCCGCCACAAAAUUCAAUUGAGAGCGACUGGAACGCCGAGUGGUUUCUGCAGGUGGACGAGGCAGUGUGGAAACCGAGCCAACAGACCAUGAAAGCGGACUCUAAGAGCGGCUCCUGCGUGCUACGCAUUCGGUCUACUGAAGGUGUGGCCAGUGCACUAGACUGUAUGUGUUUGGUGCUGGACGGCAAAGAGCGGGUGUUCUCUCAAUUUCCCAACGGAUUGGCGUCGGGCAUCGGCUCAGGGAGACACGGAGACUAUAUCGGAGAAACGCGGGUAGAGAAACCCGGACGCCUCGUAGUAUACCUGCAGGUUUUCACCUGGUCUACAGAGAUACACCGACCCUCUUACCACGUGCGGCUACGAAUCGAAUGCUGGCAGAGUAAGCGGCUGUGUGUUAGCGGUGAUGUACUUGCCACCACUGCACCAGCGUCCUUCCCGCUGGAGGACACUUCGAAUCUGGGGGAAAUGCCGCUACGAAUGAAACGCGCGGCGGUGGCGAACUUCUUCGAGCAGCAACUUCAAGAUUAUUCAGCUGGUGAGUGGGCUACGUCUCCAUCCGCUGGACCAUGGAGGGAACUGGGUAGAUUUCGUCUGAGUUACCUGAAGUUCUAG
Messenger RNA from Phytophthora sojae, 1818 nucleotides. RefSeq lists its product as hypothetical. Lineage: Eukaryota; Oomycota; Peronosporomycetes; Peronosporales; Peronosporaceae. The transcript is spliced from 7 exons. Bases 1 to 1818 code for a protein of 605 amino acids. The record is from RefSeq and is a predicted model, not a curated record.